CAUACUUAGAGCUAUUGGCACUUCAGGAGGCUUACAGAAAGCUGACGACUCCAGAGCUGCCCGCUAUCUUGGAAAUAGACUAGGGGUAAGCGGGAGCGAGUUAGUGUACGGAGGCAUCUUUUGCAGUUCAGAAGGCAUAAACUGGAUUAUGGCGAUGCCGGACAGUCCAGGAAUGAAGCCCAAUAUAUCCUUGCUGAUGUGUCAAGAGAGGGAGGGGGAGGAGUCUGUUUUGUCUCCUGGAGCCAACAGCACAUCAGAUGAGGAGUGGCAUCCUGCUACUGACAGGCCGCAAGCAGAUGUCACAGGGCUGUCGAGGAGAGAGAAGUGUCUGAAAGAAAACAGAAGUCUUCCCCAAUGUCCAGUGUUGGAACAGAGUGAGGAGGAGCCCAAGGAUCAGUUCUGUGAUGAUCAGUUCUACUGUGAGGAGUGCCAGUCCUUCUACCUGGAAGAGUGUGAGACCCACGGCCCUCCCUCCUUCACUCAUGACUCCCCGACUCCACUUGGGGUUCCUCAGAGAGCCCUGCUCACUCUUCCCCCGGGCUUGGUGAUUGGCCGGUCCAGCAUUCCAGGGGCAGGCCUGGGGGUGUUUAACCAGGGACAGCAAGUGCCUGUUGGAAUGCAUUUCGGACCAUUUGAGGGAGAGGUGACCAACAGGGAAAAGGCCAUAGAGAGUAGCUACUCAUGGGUGAUUUGCCGGAAGAAUAACCAGUAUGAGUAUAUUGAUGCUACACGAGAUUCUCACUCCAACUGGAUGAGGUACGUGAGCUGCGCUCACAAUGAAGAGGAUCAGAAUCUGGUGGCUUUCCAGCACAGGGGGCGUGUCCUGUUCCGGUGUCUCCGCCCCAUCCCCCCUGGGCACGAGCUCUUGGUGUGGUAUGCAGAUGAGUACGCCCAGGAGCUGGGCAUCAUCUGGGACUCCCUCUGGAACAAAAAGUGCACUUCAGCAGGUAGCUUUGCGUCGACAGACGAGCCCUCGAAUGUCUUCCCCUGUACCCAGUGCCAGUUCUCCUUCGCUGCAGAAGUCUACCUCUACAAGCACAUCAAGCGCUCUCAUCCUGAGGAGUUCGCGAAGCUCCAGGGGUCGGGGCCUAUCAGGCCCGCGAGUCGCGUUCCUCUCUGUGGCCCGAUCCCGGCGCCCCCGGCCUCUAGCGAGCUCUGCACGCAGACGUCCGCCCCCGACGCUCGCGCGGCUCUCUCAGGCGCUCAGAACGGGACACGCCGCGGCCCGCUACCAAACGACCAAAUUCACAGAGGCGAAGGACCGCAUUUCUGCGCUCGGUGUGGGAAGGGUUCCGUUGACCCGGAAGGCCUGAGAGUUCACGAGUGUGCUGAGAAAGGGGAGGGGCCAAACUGCCGCAGCCAGCGCGGGAGGAGUUUCAGCGACUCGGAAAGCGCGAAGGAGCGCGAGCGCGCCGAGGCAGGGGAGAGGCCCCACCGCUGCGCCGAGUGCGGGCGGAGCUUCAGCCGCUCGUGCCACCUCAAAAGGCACGAGCGGACCAUUCACGUCAAAGAGAGGCCGUACUGCUGCAGCCAGUGCGGGAAGUGCUUCAGCCAGUCGGCGGGGCUGAAGAGGCACCAGCAGGUCCACGCCGGGGGGAGACGGAACCACUGGAGGGCGGACGCGACGUCCGAGGUCUUCCCCUGCUCGCACUGCGCGUUCUCCUUCACGUCGGAGCUCCUCCUCCACAAGCACGCCAAGCGCCAUCACCCGGAGGAGCGCCGCGAACCGCCCAAGUCCGAGUCCGACGGGGCCGAGGGCGACGCCCAGAAGCCGCUUCCGUCCCCCGAGGCCCCGCCCGAUCCGGCCAGGCCCACCCCGGCUCACAGGAACUCCAGGAAAGGGCGGAUCCUCAAGCGCCUCAGAGCCUCGGCGCCGGCGAAGCGCCAGAAGGCGGAGCGGCGGUUCGGCUGCCCUCGGUGCGGGAAGGGUUUCGCCGACGCCGAGGCCCUGGGGGGCCACCCGUGCGAGACGGAGGAGGGGCCGUUCCACUGCCCCGAGUGCGGGCGGAGCUUCACCCGCUCCUGCAACCUCAGGAGGCACGAGCGGACCAUUCACACCAAAGAGAAGCCCUACUGCUGCAGCCAGUGCGGGAAGUGCUUCAGCCAGUCGGCGGGCCUGAAGAGGCACCAGCAGGUCCACGCGGACGGGCGGCGGAGCCACCCGGGCGCGGACGUGUCCGCUCAGGUCUUCUCCUGCUCGUGCUGCUCCUUCUCCUUCACGGCCGAGCGCUACCUGUACAAGCACAGGAAGCGGUACCACCCUCUGGAGCACCUGCGCAGGACCGGGUCGGUCAGGGUGGCUCAGGUCGGGGAGGGACCCAACUACUGCACCCAGUGCGGCAAGAGUUUCAGUUGCCUGAAAAGCCUUAAAGCUCACCACUGCAUGCGGGUGGGCGAGAAGCUGUACCUCUGCACGGAGUGCGGGAAGAGCUUCUCCUGGUUCUACGGCCUCCGGCAGCACCAGCGCAUCCACACCGGGGAGAAGCCGUUCGGCUGCACCCAGUGCGGGAAGCGCUUCGUCCACUCGGGCCAGCUGAACGUUCACAUGCGGACCCACACCGGGGAGAAGCCCUUCCUCUGCACCGAGUGCGGCGAGAGCUUCCGCCAGUCGGGGGACCUGAAGCGGCACGAGCGGAAGCACACGGGGGUGCGGCCGUGCCGCUGCGACGAGUGCGGGAAGAGCUUCAGCCGCCCGCAGAGCCUUAAAGCGCACCAGCAGCUGCACACGGGAGAGAAACUGUACCACUGCACCGUGUGCAGCAAGAGCUUCGCUCGAAGCUGGCACCUAAGAAGACACCAUCAAAAAAUGCAUUCCGCUCUGUGGCCACACUCCCUGCGCGCCCAGAAACGUCCCGACCACAUGAUAGAAGAAGAAAUGCAGGCAGUCGAGCAUGGAUUUGGCAAAUGGCUCAAACCUUCUUCACCCUUGCUCAUUUGCCGUGAUGGAAAUGCUAAUGGAGAGGGACAGGAGUCUGUACCGUCUCCUGGAAACAACAGUACAUCCGAUGAAGAGUGGCACCCCAGUACUGACAGACCGCACGCAGGUGAUUCAAACCCGAUAAGAAGAGAGACAAGGAAACAUAACAACCAUCUGCACAGGUGUCCUCUUCUGGGCUGCAAUGGAAAUGAAAAUGAUGCUGGGGAAAAGCAAGAGCAGGAGGAAGAGGAGACUAGAAACGAUGAUCACUUCUACUGUGAGGAGUGCCAGUCCUUCUACCUGGAAGAGUGUGAGACCCACGGCCCUCCCUCCUUCACUCAUGACUCCCCGACUCCACUUGGGGUUCCUCAGAGAGCCCUGCUCACUCUGCCCCCGGGCCUCAUGGUUGGGCGUUCCAGAAUUCCAGGGGCAGGCCUGGGGGUGUUUAACCAGGGACAGCUAGUGCCUGUUGGAAUGCAUUUUGGACCAUUCGAGGGAGAGGUGACCAGCAGGGAAAAGGCCAUAGAGAGCAGCUACUCAUGGGCGAUCUGCAGGAAGAAGAACCAAUAUGAAUAUGUCGAUGGUACACGAGACUCUCACUCCAACUGGAUGAGGUAUGUGAACUGCGCCCGUAAUGAAGAGGAGCAGAAUCUAGUGGCUUUCCAGCACAGGGGGCGUGUCCUGUACCGGUGUCUCCGCCCCAUCCACCCAGGACAAGAGCUGUUGGUGUGGUGUGCUGACGAAUACAGCAAGGAGCUGGGCGUCACCUGGUAUUCUCUGUGGAUCAAAAAGUGCACCGCUGCAGCUGCAAGUUUGGAGAAGCCCUCUCAGGUCCUCCUGUGUACGCAGUGCGAGUUCCCCUCCGGCGCGGAGCGCCGUCUCCAGAGGCACCCUGAGCAGGCCCGCCCGCAGGCCGACGGGGACCCCGAGCGGACCGAGCCGGGGGAGCGGGCGCACUCGUGCCGCGAGUGCAGGGAGAGCUUCGUUUCGCCGUGCGAGCUGAGGAGGCACGAGCGCGCGUCGCACGCGGGCGGCGAGCCGCACGGCUGCUCCGAGUGCGGGCGGAGCUUCGGCCAGCUCGUCGGCCUGAAGAGGCACAAGCAGCGGCACUCCCGGGAGAGGCCCUACGCCUGCGGCCAGUGCGACAAGACCUUCUGCUGGUUCACCGGCCUCCAGCGGCACGCGCGAAGCCACGUCGGCGACAAGUCCUACCUCUGCACCGAGUGCGGGAAGUGCUUCGGCCAGUCCGGGGAUCUGAAGAGACACCAGAAGAUUCACACGGGGGAGAGGCUGUACCUCUGCACCGACUGCGGGAAGAGCUUCAACCGGCUGAGCAGCCUCCGGCAGCACCAGCGCAUCCACACGGGGGAGAAGCCGUACGGCUGCACCGAGUGCGGGAAGCGCUUCUCGUACUCGGAGCAGCUGAAGGUCCACCUGCGGACCCACACCGGGGAGAAGCCCUUCCUCUGCACCGAGUGCGGCGAGAGCUUCCGCCAGUCGGGGGACCUGAAGCGGCACGAGCGGAAGCACACGGGGGUGCGGCCGUGCCGCUGCGACGAGUGCGGGAAGAGCUUCAGCCGCCCGAACAGCCUCAAAGCGCACCAGCUGCUGCACAAAGGGGAGCGGCCCUACCGCUGCCCUCAGUGUGACAAGUGCUUCAUUCGGACGGGGCAUCUGAGGAGACACGUUAAAAAAAUGCACUCGUGAGAAUUUUGCUCUGUGUAUUUAAGCUUUUUUUUUCUUUUUUUUUUAAAAAAGGAUUUGUGUGAAUUUGUAUGAUGUGCAACCCAAAAUGUGUACCACGAGUGCUGUGUAUUACAAAAUCGCUACCUCAAGGAAAAGGCUAGAUGUGGACUUAUAAAUCCUAUGCAACUCCUCUUCAGAUCUUUGUAAGUAUGCUGCCUAAUACUGUACUAUGGUGGAUGUGAGCAUGCAAUUCAGUUGUAUGUUAGCAACCAUAAAGAUUUUUUCAUGUUGUGUUCAUGGUAUUUAUAAUAUACAGUGGGGAUAAAAAAAUUUGAGCACCCCUGCUCAAAAUACAUUUUACAAUGAAUAUCUAAGCGAAGAGAAGCUAACCUGAUCUCUAAAUGGUACAAAGUUGAAUGUUGAAUGUGACACAUUUCUUCUUUCUUUUAAAGCAAGAUGACUUUUUAUUUUAAUUUUUUAGGGUUUCAAGAUAAUAAAAAAAAAAAAAAAUGAAAAAGUUCCUGUGCAAAAGUUUGGGAACCCUGGUAGUUAGUGGGCUUGCUUCCGGCAAGCCCACUCUUGGUAUCUUUCAUAUUUCUUAUUAUCUGCACUUUCCGCCCAAUUUUUCUAGCUCUAACUAGUCUAACUCUCUAACUCUAACUACAGUUUUUGUAUUACAUUCAAACGUUUUACACCAAAAUGACCGGCUAGUUCCAGACAUUGUUGC
Molecule: messenger RNA, 5330 nt
Organism: Anguilla anguilla (European eel)
Lineage: Eukaryota; Metazoa; Chordata; Actinopteri; Anguilliformes; Anguillidae
Product: histone-lysine N-methyltransferase PRDM9-like
Exons: 14
Coding region: 149-4624 (1491 amino acids)
Cellular component (GO): nucleus
Molecular function (GO): histone methyltransferase activity; protein binding
Source: RefSeq, a predicted model, not a curated record